Molecule: messenger RNA, 1161 nt
Organism: Pangasianodon hypophthalmus (striped catfish)
Lineage: Eukaryota; Metazoa; Chordata; Actinopteri; Siluriformes; Pangasiidae
Product: piggyBac transposable element-derived protein 4-like
Exons: 3
Coding region: 119-1144 (341 amino acids)
Source: RefSeq, a predicted model, not a curated record
GCGCUGUUCAUAUGGAAACGAUCUGAGGUGAGCCAGGUAAUUAUGUACACGCCCCCGAGAAACGGCAUAAAACGUCAAGCUUCAUCACAGAAUUUACUCACUUCUUCUGCGCGUUUGGAUGAUGGCACGCUACGCGGGUGAAGAAGCACUCCGGCUGGUUCUGGACAGCGACGAAGAGAUUACUUUCUCCUCAGAGGAAGAAUGUGACUCGGAUGAUGAACGUUUGCAUUUUGAAGAGCGACUGGACCCAGCGGAGGAUAUCAUUCCUGACGAACGUGAGAAAAACAGUGCAAAAGAACCUGUGGCAAAGAGAGCCAAAGCAGAUAAGCAGCCCACUCUGUCAUGGAACACCGAGACUGAUGUUGACGUGGCUCCACAGGCUCUGAGAUUCCUGCCCACACGGCAACCUGGACCACAGCUAGACCCAAGACCCUGUGAUGCACACACUCCCAUGAGUCUGUUCAAAAUGUUUUUUUCUGCAACCGCUGUGUCAACUCUGUGUCGAAACACCAAUGCUCAGGCUGCCAGGGCACGUGCAAAGGGCCAUAAAUAUAAAUGGACAGACGUCAGCAUCAGUGAGCUGUACUGCUACAUUGGGCUACUCUUCUACAUGGCCAUGGUGAAGUUGAGGUCCGUCAGAGACUACUGGCGGCAGGAUAGUCUUUUCUCUAUUCCUUUUCCUGCCACAAUCAUGUCAAGGGACAGAUACCGCACCAUUUCAUGGAAUCUGCACAUGAGUCACCCAGAUGCAGAAAAGGACAAUGACCGAAAGAGGGGAACAGCUGAACACGACCGUCUUUUCAGGGUCAGACCCCUCAUGGACACUAUCCGGCAUGCAUGUAAGGCCAUCUAUCAUCCAAGACAAAAUUUGGCAGUGGAUGAAAGAAUGGUGGCAUGCAAAGCAAACACAGGAAUGACUCAGUACAUGAAAGCCAUACCAACCAGAGAAACACAGAACACCUCGACCAAGAAAAGAACCGAGCCGGAGUUGGAGCUGGAGCUGAAGCUGGAACCUGAACAGAGCUGGAACAGCAAGAGAACCUGCCUCAGAAGGUCCCAAGGCUGGCAACCUCGAACUUCGCCUGAAUCAAGUUUUCUCCCAGCCGUUCAGACUCCAGCCUCCCUCUCCGGCGACGAUCCAUAACUCCUCUAACAUCCUCC